Messenger RNA from Acipenser ruthenus (sterlet), 2571 nucleotides. RefSeq names its product cell cycle control protein 50A-like. The coding region runs from base 237 to 1349 and encodes 370 amino acids. Gene Ontology annotation, biological process: phospholipid translocation. The record is from RefSeq and is a predicted model, not a curated record. Gene Ontology annotation, cellular component: plasma membrane; endoplasmic reticulum; Golgi apparatus. The transcript has 7 exons. Lineage: Eukaryota; Metazoa; Chordata; Actinopteri; Acipenseriformes; Acipenseridae.
CGAGGAUGUCAUCGCGCAAUAGGGGAGUGGUUCCUGCCUCCCUUGGUUUCUUCCGUGUUUUUUUUCCAGUUUCCUGGCUUCUGGGGCAGAGAGUUUAUUUGCCUUAUAUUGAGAACCUGUGACACACGCCGGCAUUUCUUUGUGUGUUGUUGUGUUUUGAGUUCGUCAGAAUCCUGUCGGACUGCGUCUUUAUAACGCCCUGCACUGUCCGUGUAUCCUAAUUAUAAAUAAACAACAUGAUGGCGUCGAGCUACAACGCGAAAGAAGAAGACGGACAGCUCUCCGGUGCCGCGGGGUCCGGCGGCGUAGGGGCUGGGAAGAGCAAGAAGCCGGACAACACCGCGUUCAAGCAGCAGAGACUGCCCGCCUGGCAGCCCAUUCUCACCGCGGGCACCGUCCUGCCUGCCUUCUUUGUGAUCGGUCUGAUAUUCAUUCCUAUCGGAAUCGGCCUCUUCGUAACUUCCAAUAACAUCAAGGAAUUUGAGAUUGAUUAUACUGGUAUUGACCCAGCCAGUCCAUGCUACAACUGCUCUCAGACAUUGACCUGGAACAGUACAAAGCCGUGUGUAUGUAAAAUCCCCUUCACACUGGAGCAGUCAUUUGAGAGCGAUGUUUUCAUGUAUUACGGGCUGUCCAAUUUCUACCAGAACCACCGUCGUUACGUGAAAUCUCGAGAUGACAGCCAGCUGAAUGGAGAUGCCUCCUCCUUAACUAGCCCAAGCAAGGAAUGUGAGCCAUACCGCACCAGUGAUAACAAACCCAUAGCUCCCUGUGGAGCCAUUGCUAACAGCCUGUUCAACGACACUUUGACAUUGUACUACAUUAAUCCCAACGGCACUGAAAGUUUAGUUCCAUUGCAAAAGAAGGGAAUUGCCUGGUGGACUGACAAGAAUGUGAAAUUUAGAAACCCAGGUGGAAAUAACUUUAACCUAACAGCUGUUUUCCAAGGUACCUCCAAGCCUGUGAACUGGCAAAAGCCUGUGUACGAGCUGGACACAGACCCUGAGAACAACGGGUUUAUCAACGAGGACUUCAUUGUGUGGAUGCGCACUGCUGCCCUGCCCACCUUCCGCAAACUCUAUCGUCUGAUUGAGAAGAAAAACAACAUGAUACCAACCCUGCAACGUGGAAACUAUACCCUGGACAUCACCUACAAUUACCCUGUGCGUAGAUUUGAUGGGCGGAAGCGAAUGAUCCUGAGCACUAUCUCCUGGAUGGGUGGUAAGAACCCGUUUCUGGGCAUUGCCUACAUCACUGUCGGCUCCGUCUGCUUCUUCCUGGGCGUCGUCCUGCUGAUUAUCCACCAGAAAUAUGGAAACCGCAACAACAGCGCAGAGAUCCCCAACUAGUGGAGGAGUGACACCCCUACGCACAACCAGAGGGGCCCAGCUUGGACCACUAGCUAAUAAAGCUUAGCAUCAUCAGUUGUUGUACAUGUUGUUUGUCCUUUAAAUGCAAUGGUUUAUUUUAUUUCUAGGGAUGGAGCAGGUCUAUUUAUUCACAAAUCUCUGACUGAUAUGAUACCAAAAGCCUUUCUUGUUUGACUCAAUACUGUUUGACUUCAUUCAUAAACUGCUGUUAAAGAAGCCAACUACAGUCUAGGACAGUUCAUGAAUAUCAAACUUUAAAAAAUAGUUUGUAAUGAGUUAAAGCUUUGUGGCCAGCACCCAAAAUUUGGAUAUAAAGGAUUUCCAAAGAGCAUGAUCCAUCUCGUGUUUAACUAAUGAAAAAUAGCUAUACAUUAGAUCAUAAGGAUUUGCUGGAUUAUAUUUGACACUCAAACAAAACCUGUGUUACAAAUGAUAUGAAUAUAGAUGUUAAUAUUUAAUUCCUUGAAGACAAUGAUGUACUUGUUGAAAUGCUUUAAAACUGAUAUAGCAUGUUUCCUGCUGAAUGAAUGUACAGUCUUUGUGUUUGUAAUUACAUUUAAUUUACUUCCAAUGCUUUUUCUAGUAAACUGCACUGGUUAGAAUCUGAUGUUUUUAAUAAUUUUAGAUAAUCUGGUACAUCUGUGUUUUUUAUUUUCAGUUUUAUUAUACCGGUACCCUACUUUUGCUAAAGAAUGCAGUGUGUUGCUGUGACUGUAGUAUGUCUUGAACAGAUGUGGCAUUUUAAUCUUUUUUUUAUAUAUAUAUAUAUAUAUAUAUCUAUAUAUAUAUAUAUAUAUAUAUAUAUAUAUAGUUUAUUUCAGGUUAAGUAGGUUUACUUGUUUUAAGCACAAACAUGAUGACUGCACACUUGACAUUUUCAACUCGGUUUAAUGUAACUAUUCUAAUCUGAUGGAGAUGAAUACAAGGAUUAUUGGGACCAGUGUAACCACAGAAGCUGCUUUUGAUUUAAGUAAUAUUACUGUUGAAGGUUUUCAAAACUACUUCACCAAGCAUACUCGCAACCUUAAUUCACCAGUUAAUUUGCACUUAUCAUACAAUUGAAAUAUCCUUGUUAUUUAUUUGAGAAUUAGGAGUUAUUUACUUUCCUCUGUACAGCUGUUGGUUUACAAUAUUAUAAAAAGCUGUUUAUUCUGUAGAGAUUACUUUUAAGUUGGGCGGUCUAAUAAAAGAUGGAAAACUA